Messenger RNA from Limulus polyphemus (Atlantic horseshoe crab), 4102 nucleotides. Its product is annotated as ras GTPase-activating protein nGAP-like. NCBI's taxonomy places the organism in Eukaryota, Metazoa, Arthropoda, Merostomata, Xiphosura, Limulidae. The record is from RefSeq and is a predicted model, not a curated record. Bases 120 to 3746 code for a protein of 1208 amino acids. Gene Ontology annotation, biological process: regulation of GTPase activity. The transcript is spliced from 25 exons.
AGCGAAAUGCUUCAAAUCACACGAAUGAUUUUAAAGACAAGACAGAAUCGUCAUAUGAAAAAACUUGCUCGGAACGUCGUGGCAGCGCUCCAACGACCCCCAUUCUCGGGUCCCGAAACAUGGAUGUAUCAACUCCUUCCCGAUUUUCAAACUUCUUCUCCAAAAGAUCUUUCAAAAACAACCCAUUAAAAAGAACCAAAAGUGUUACCAAACUUGAAAGGAAACGAUGCACAAUGGAUGGUGACAGUGUACCACCCUCUCGGCUUCGUACCUCCCGUUCUCACGAAUCUUUGUUGCUGACUAGUCCAAGUGUUUUGCAAAGGCUGGAUAUAUCUCAAGGUGAUGUGCAGGUGAUGUCACUGCAUGGUAGUCUUCUAGGUCAAAAUUAUUGCUUCCAGCUGACUUCUAGUGGUGGGACCACGUACUAUUCAUGUCGCACUGCAGAGGAGAGAGAUAAAUGGGUUACCAGUUUACGACAGUCCAUUCAUCCUCACCAAGACAACAUUAGGCGAAUAGAAAAUUCCUUAAAAGUAUGGAUACUAGAAGCAAAAGGAAUCUCUUCAAAAAAAAAGUACUUCUGCGAACUAUGUUUAGACAAAACUUUGUAUGCAAGGACAACUUCUAGACAGAAAGCUGAUAUCUGUUUCUGGGGAGAACAUUUUGAGUUUAACAAUUUGCCACAAAUAGAAACUAUUACAGUCAACCUGUACAGAGAAGCUGACAAGAAAAAAAGACGAGAUAAAAACGUUUUGCUAGGUACAGUGCAGAUUCAUGUUAGUAAUGUAAACAGUAGGCACAUGAUCGAGAAAUGGUAUCAAGUUGUGAUGGAGAAAAGUUUGAGUAAUAAAGAUACUCCAUCAGUAAGGAUCAAAGCACAGUUCCAAGCAAUAGACAUCCUUCCAUUGUCUUACUAUAAGGAGUUUUUACAGUACAUUAAAUUGGAAUACAAGUGCCUGUGUGACAUUUUAGAGCCCGUUAUUAGCGUACGUGCAAAGGAAGAGAUAGCCACUGCUUUAGUACACAUCAUGCACAAAGAAAGUAUGGCCAAAGCUUUUCUUUCAGAUGUUGUGAUGGAUGAUAUCGAAAAGAUUGAUGAUCAACAUUUAACCUUUCGAGGAAACUCACUUGCCACAAAGGCUACAGAAGCCUACAUGAAACUUCUGGGAGACAAGUAUCUUCAGGACACAUUAGGCGAAUUUGUACGAACAGUUAUGGAAAACUCAAAUGACUGUGAGGUGGAUCCUAGUAAAGUUUCCAACAAUGCAGUUCUCCAACGUCACCAGUCAAACCUGUUAACGUACGUGAAAAUGGCUUGGCACAAAAUUAUCAAUUCUGCUCAUAGUCUGCCAUAUGAAUUAAGACAGGUGUUUUGUGAGUAUCGGGAGAGGUUAGCAGCUAUGGGAAGAGAAGACAUUAGUGACAACUUGAUCAGUGCUUCCUUCUUUCUAAGAUUUCUGUGUCCAGCAAUUUUAUCUCCAAGUCUCUUCAAUCUGACGCAAGAAUAUCCACAGGACAAAGCAGCUAGAAACUUGACCCUCAUCACUAAAACCAUUCAGACAUUAGCAAACUUUACCAAAUUUGGUGGCAAGGAAAGUUUUAUGGAAUUCAUGAAUGAAUUUGUUGAGAAGGAAUGGAGUACUAUGAAAACCUUUUUGUGGCAAAUUUCUAGUCAUCUAUCCAAGGACCACCACUCUAGUCUAGAGUUGGAUACAUACAUAGACCUAGGAAGAGAGUUAUCUAUCCUUCAUUCCCUUCUUACAGACUGUAUUUCUAGGGUAAACAAGAAGUGUCAUUAUGAACAAGUUGAAGUUCUAGAACAGAUCUUAGAAGGGACUUCUGUUGCAGCCAUCCAGCCUUCCUGUUUCCGACAGAUGAGUGCCCCUCACGACAAGACCAAAGAACAGCUGGGAACAGCUCUUCAGGACACUGAAAAACCAAAAUACCAAAGUCUACAGAUUGCAAAAGUAAAUGAUUCUGACAGUAUGGAGAAUGGAGAACCACAAAACCAAAUACCAAAGAACAACUCCGUUUUAACAACAACACAUCAACUGUCUAGCACAGCACUUUCUUCUCCAAAAAUUCCACACAGGCCAUCUACUCUACCUAGGAGCAACUUUAUAUCAGGAUCCACCAAGAAGGCAGCACAAGAUUUAUCCACAUCCGGAGAUUAUGUUUUAACCACUGCAGUAGAAAGCGACCAAAUCAACAUACCAUUCAGUAAAGAGAAAUUAACUCAGGCCAGUAGAAGAACACAUUCCAGCAUUUACUGUACACCGAACGGUAAUCUCCCUGCUAGACUCGCACAAUCUGCGUAUAAUGAAACUCCUAUCAAUGGAACCUACCCAGGACAUUCUGUGUGUGCAAAUAAACGAAAUCAAUACUUAAAAAACAAUUCUUCUUAUUCUGUGAUUCAACAAGUCCGAAAUCCAACCUACGAUUUGCUAGAGAUAAAAACAGCGGAGAAAUCUAGCCGACCCAGUGGGAAGGAUUAUUCAGAUGUUAUGGCCAUUGAUAAUAAUAAUCCUUCCAUCUCUUCAGGUGAACUGGAUUACCACAAUAUUCAAGGAAGUCAGAUAUCCAUUAGUCAGCUAUCUACUGUAGCAUCCUCUGGCUACCAGUCCAUAGCAUUUAGCCAGUCCAGCUCCCCUGUUGACCAGCUUCACUUGGAGUCACAUGGUUGCCAGCAGGUGGCACCACCUUUAGCUUUUAACAAUCCUAUGUAUCGCUUCUCUGAAAGUGACAGUCUGCCAUUUGACAGUGCCAAACCCAGUAAGCCCAUCAGGGAUAGGGCAUCUGUAAGCAGCUCUCUCAGCAGCAGUCACAGUGUUGAUGACUUAUCUGUUGUUGGUGAACCAUACUUAGAUCUGGCUGAGUCUGCUUCUGUAAUCACCAUGUCUGGACACCACUGCUAUCCACCUUCUUCUUCAUCUGAAGGAGACAGCUGUGAGUCAAGCCCUCCAAGAGAUCGUCAUGCCCCUUUCAAAUCAUCUGCUUCACACACAAAUCCUCAUUAUUCUAGCUUAUACCAGUUAGUAUCCUCACCUGUAGGAUCUGACCAUUGUAAUACAUGUCCACGAGAGGGUGGGCCUCGCAGACGAAAGCUAGAACGUCAGACAUCUUUUGAUGUCAUCGGUUCAAACGGAAGAAAAAUAGAGGAUCUGUGGGACAGUGAUUCUUUAGAUUCAGCAUCUGACCUUCUAGAAAUACUGAAUAAGAAACAUUUAUCUCGGGGAGGAAAAGUUGCCCAUGGAAAAAAUUGUAAGAUGAAGAAAACCAUCGAAGAGUAUGAGAAAGAAAUAGAAAACUUAAAACAUCUGAUAACUGAGCUACAAAGCAAGCUGAAUCAAGCAGAAAAAAAGCUUUUUCGUCGAGAGUUCAAUACAGAGCAGGUUAUGGCAAACUGGCAUGCUAAGUUGGAAGCUGGUGAAGAACGUCUGAAGAAACAACAAGAAGAAAAAGAUCAGCAAAUGAAAAAUAUUAUUACCAGGUUGAUUACUGUGGAGGAUGAGUUGCGACGUGAACAGCAAGAGAUGCAGGGAUUGAUUGUCGUCAAGCAGAAGGUAAUUGAAGCACAAGAAAGAAAGAUCCAUUCACUAGACUCUGCUAAUGUGAGGCUUGUGAAAGCUCUGAGUCAGUUAAAGGAACGCUACAAACUUCUGGGACAAAAUGGAUUAAGAAACUCACCUCCACUACAAGUACCUCUCCUGGAAAAUGGAGAACUUCCUUACAAGAGUAGUUCUUGCUAAUUUAUCUAAAGACUCUGUUGUCAGCCCACCAAGGUGACGUGUACCUCCAGGCCUGCUGCUAACAGUAUCAGCCAGUGCAAUUUUUUUGUGUUUGUAUUAGAAUAAAUGCCCCCCAGUGGUACAGCAGUAUGUCUGCGGACUUACAAUGUUAGAAACCGGGUUUCGAUACCCGUAGUGGGCAGAGCACAGAUAGCCCUUGUGUAGCUUUGUGCAUAAUUAAAAACAAGCAAAUGAGAAUAAAUCAUUACUUUUUAGUUGUGUGGUUGGUCAUUCUGGCAGUUAUAAAAAAAGAAAACAUGAAUGAAGUGAUUUCCUCAAAAGAAAAAAAUUCUAAAUUUUACUCUUUAGGAAAUGAU